Molecule: messenger RNA, 1670 nt
Organism: Hypanus sabinus (Atlantic stingray)
Lineage: Eukaryota; Metazoa; Chordata; Chondrichthyes; Myliobatiformes; Dasyatidae
Gene: tyms
Product: thymidylate synthetase
Exons: 7
Coding region: 119-991 (290 amino acids)
Biological process (GO): dTMP biosynthetic process
Cellular component (GO): mitochondrion; cytosol
Molecular function (GO): thymidylate synthase activity
Source: RefSeq, a predicted model, not a curated record
UUGAAGGAGCAGAGGAUUGGAUCCCGCCGGAAACGAGAAAGGCGCGAGUUUCAUUUCUGAUAGAGAGUGGCACCGAGGAAAAGUUUGGAGUUUGGGGUGAGACAGCAUUGAUAUAGAAAUGCAGGAUUUGAAUGAUGAGCACCAGUACUUGCAGCAUGUCAAAUAUAUUCUAGAAAGAGGUGUACACAAAGAAGACCGGACUGGCACUGGCACUCUCUCAGUCUUUGGUCUGCAGGCGAGAUACAGUCUGAGGGAUACUUUUCCCCUCCUUACCACUAAACGAGUAUUCUGGAAAGGAAUUCUACAAGAGCUGUUGUGGUUCAUCAAAGGUUCUACCAAUUCCAGCGAGUUGUCCUCAAAAGGAGUUAAAAUAUGGGAUGCCAACGGAUCUCGGGAAUUUUUAGACAAACAAGGAUUCACAUCCCGAGAGGAAUGUGAUUUGGGUCCAAUUUAUGGCUUCCAGUGGAGGCACUUUGGGGCUAAAUAUAAGGACAUGCAUACAGAUUACACUGGACAAGGAGUUGAUCAGCUUCAGAAUGUAAUUGAUACUAUCAAAAAUAAUCCAGAGGAUCGUAGGAUCAUAAUCUGUGCAUGGAACCCUAAAGACCUUCCAGAAAUGGCGCUACCUCCUUGCCAUGCUCUUUGCCAGUUCUAUGUGGCCAAUGGAGAGCUGUCCAGUCAGCUGUAUCAGAGAUCAGGGGAUAUGGGUCUUGGUGUUCCAUUCAAUAUUGCCAGCUAUGCAUUACUUACAUGUAUGAUUGCGCACAUCACUGGAUUAAAGCCUGGUGAUUUUGUACAUACAUUAGGUGAUGCUCAUGUUUACAAGAACCACAUUGAGGCAUUAAAGAUUCAGCUUUCACGUGAACCCAGACCUUUCCCAAAACUGAAGAUAUUACGCAAGGUGGAAAAUAUUGAUGACUUCCAUGCAGAAGAUUUUAAAUUAGAGGAUUACAACCCACAUCCUGCUAUCAAAAUGGAGAUGUCUUUGUAAUACAAAAGAUCAUUGGUGAUGGAGGACAGUGGGGAAGAGAACAUUAUACUGUUAGUUCUUACUAAUAAAUUAUAAUAAAAGUUUAGCUUGUUCCUUUGAUCUUGUGAGGAGAGCUGCAAGUCUGUAGAAUAAUGGCAUUUGGCCUGUUCUGCUUUUGCCAAUUCCAUUCCUUUCAUUGCUUAACAGGUCCCACAUACCCUUCUCCACACGUCUAAUCUGCUAAUGGAAAAUUCACUUGCUUCAACUAAUACAUUUCUCAUUCUAAUCAUGAAAGUUUAUUUUCGGUGUUUUUUUUUUGCUAGUCUUUUAAAUAUAUCAAUCUUGAUUUGUAGCAUUGCAAACAGUUUCUCUUCAUUUGCUCUUGCAUUACUCUGAAUCUUCGUUUCUUCAUAUGUCUGCUUUUUGAGCAACUCCAGCUUUUCCCUAUAAGGCAAAGCAUUUCAAACUGGAUUAAUAGUGUCUGAAUCCUUUAAGUGGUCACAUUCUUCCAAAAAGCUGAGUAGAAAUAGUGUUUAAGGACUGGUUGUGAACUAGUGUGUGCAGUACAAAAAGUUCAAUAAACUUGUAUGAACCUCUUCAAAUAUUUGUAUUUUAAAAUCAUAUAUACACCUAGGUUUUUUUCAUUACUCUUUUGGAACUGUAUAUUCUAUCCUUAGAAACCUUAAUACAAAUGUUUGUA